AUGAAGUUCACGUUCACGCCGCCCACUCCAGGCUCAGGUGGUGCCCGCGCGAUGGCGUCACCCAUCAGCCCCCGCCCACCCCGCGUGGUGACCCAGGGCCGCGCCCGGCCGCCGCCCCGCCCAACUUGCGUGCUUGCGUCCGUGGACGUGGCGGGGCUGCUGGCGCAGCUGGCGCGCAGCUUCGCGCUGCUGCUGCCCGUGUACGCGCUGGGCUACCUGGGCCUGAGCUUCAGCUGGGUGCUGCUUGCGCUCGGGCUGCUCGUGUGGUGCCGGAGGAGCCGAGGCCUCAAGGCGACCCGCCUGUGCCGCGCGCUGGCGUUGCUGGAAGACGAGGAGCGCGCCGUGCGUCUGGGGGUGCGCGCCUGCGACCUGCCGGCCUGGGUUCAUUUUCCAGACACCGAGAGAGCAGAAUGGCUAAAUAAGACUGUAAAACAUAUGUGGCCUUUUAUUUGCCAGUUUAUAGAGAAGUUGUUUCGAGAAACCAUAGAGCCAGCUGUGCGAGGAGCGAACACCCACCUCAGCACCUUUAGUUUCACAAAAGUUGAUGUGGGUCAGCAGCCACUCAGGAUCAAUGGUGUUAAGGUGUACACUGAAAAUGUGGACAAAAGGCAAAUUAUUCUGGACCUUCAGAUUAGUUUUGUAGGAAACUGUGAGAUUGACUUGGAGAUCAAACGAUAUUUUUGUAGAGCUGGUGUGCAAAGUAUACAGAUUCAUGGCACAAUGCGGGUGAUCCUGGAACCGCUGAUUGGAGACAUGCCCUUAGUGGGAGCCUUGUCAGUCUUCUUCCUGAGGAAGCCGCUGAUAGAAAUUAACUGGACAGGACUGACUAAUCUUCUCGAUAUCCCUGGGUUAAAUGGUCUGUCGGAUACCAUCAUUCUGGAUAUAAUAUCGAACUACCUGGUGCUUCCCAAUCGGAUCACCGUUCCUCUUGUCAGUGAAGUUCAAAUAGCACAGUUGCGGUUUCCUAUACCAAAGGGUGUCCUAAGGAUACAUUUUAUUGAAGCUCAGGAUCUUCAGGGGAAAGACACUUAUCUUAAGGGACUCGUCAAAGGAAAGUCAGACCCCUAUGGAAUUAUUCGAGUUGGCAACCAGAUCUUCCAAAGCAAAGUCAUCAAAGAGAACCUCAGUCCAAAGUGGAAUGAGGUGUACGAGGCUUUAGUCUAUGAACACCCUGGACAGGAAUUAGAGAUUGAGCUCUUUGAUGAAGACCCAGACAAGGAUGACUUCUUAGGAAGUCUUAUGAUUGAUCUUAUUGAAGUUGAAAAGGAGCGCCUUUUAAAUGAAUGGUUCACCCUGGACGAGGUCCCCAGAGGAAAGCUGCACUUGAAACUGGAGUGGCUCACGUUGAUGCCAAAUGCUUCAAACCUCGAUAAGGUGCUGACAGACAUCAGGGCUGACAAAGACCAAGCCAAUGAUGGUCUUUCCUCAUCACUGCUGAUCUUGUAUUUGGAUUCAGCAAGGAACCUUCCGAGUAACCCAUUAGAAUUUAACCCUGAUGCCUUGAAGAAGUCUGCAGUUCAGAAAGCUUUAAAGUCAGGGAAGAAAAUAAACAGCAAUCCAAACCCUCUUGUCCAGAUGUCAGUUGGACACAAGGCUCAGGAGAGCAAGAUUCGGUACAAAACCAAUGAACCCGUAUGGGAAGAAAACUUCACCUUCUUUGUUCACAAUCCCAAGCGCCAAGACCUUGAAGUUGAGGUCAGAGAUGAACAGCAUCAGUGCUCUCUGGGGCGUCUGACCAUCCCUCUCAGUCAGCUGCUCACCAGCGAUGACAUGACCAUGAACCAGCGAUUUCAACUCAGUGAUUCAGGUCCAAACAGCACUCUGAAGAUGAAGAUCGCCCUCAGGGUACUCCACCUUGAAAAGCCAGAGAGGUCUCCAGACCACCACCACUCAGCUCAAGUAAAGCGACCCUCUGUUUCCAAAGAAGGGAGAAAAAUAUCUGUCAGGUCUCAGAUGUCCGCGUCCCCAGACUCCGGUGAGAGCAGCACAGCCCCGUGCACACCAGUCAUCGGGGGCAGCCGUAAGUCUGGCGUGGAAGAGAGAGCCCCGCCUGUGGAGGCCAGCCCCCAGGGCCCACGUGACCUGGGCAGGAGUUCCUCCAGCCUCCAGACCAGUGCCACCUGCUCCCCCAGCCACGUCUCCAUUAAGGAGCCCACUCCAAGCAUAGCCUCGGACAUCUCCCUGCCCAUCGCCACCCAGGAGCUUCGGCAGAGGCUGCGGCAGCUAGAGAACGGGACGACACUGGGGCAGUCGCCCCUGGGGCAGAUCCAGCUGACCAUCCGGCACAGCUCGCAGAGAAACAAGCUCGUGGUGGUCGUGCACUCUUGCAGAAAUCUCAUCGCCUUCUCGGAGGACGGCUCUGACCCUUACGUCCGCCUGUAUCUGUUGCCAGACAAGAGGCGGUCAGGAAGGAGGAAAACACAUGUGUCAAAGAAAACCCUGAACCCUGUGUUUGACCAGAGCUUUGACUUCAGCGUUUCGUUGCCGGAAGUUCAGAGGAGAACGCUGGACGUAGCGGUAAAGAACAGUGGCGGCUUCCUGUCCAAAGACAAAGGGCUUCUUGGCAAAGUGCUGGUCGGUCUGGCGUCCGAAGAGCUGGCCAAGGGCUGGACCCAGUGGUACGACCUCACGGAAGAUGGCACGAGACCACACGUGGUGACGUAGUCCCUGCCAGCCACAAGGAGCCCCCCUGGCCUGUCUGCCCACCUCGUGUGCUCGCAGGGCACCCCCCACAGACGCACCAAUAUUGUUUUUAUAAUUUCAAUGUAUUUAGUUAUACAUAUCUUAAUAGUUUUAUAAAGUACGUUGACGUUUUAGGCAUAUUUGGCCAAUAUUAUCAUUAAAUUUUGUAUGUUUACUUUCCUGUAGCGUUCCGCCAGUUACUCUAGCGUGUAACAGGUAGUGGCCGUCCUGUCACGUGACGCUAUACGUCUGUGGCACCGGCCGGGGAGCAGAUACCUGCAGAUGCUUGUUGUCGCCUUGUUUUGUACUCACUGAGGCACACUCUGCCGUGUGAAUAGACUAUUUUUUAUAAUCUCUACGUGCUGGUUUGAACUCUGAAGAAAAUGGAUUAAGGAAAUAUAUAUUUUUUAACUUAUUGAAUUCUUAUGACAUAAUAAUUUUGUCUUUGCAGGAAAAAGUUCUCAGUGACCAAUUCUGUGGUGUUUCUUUUUAAAAAGAAAAGCUGAAAGAUUAAUUAUUAAAUAAGUAUAGUUCUGCCCGUCACAAAUGAAGACAAUGUUCAAAGUAUUAUCACUUUUAUAAAUAUAAAUAUGUAUUUUUGAGAAGUCAGUUGAAGUGUUUCUAAGGAAAAAUGUGUAACUGAGUAAUACAAAAUACUAAGAGAGUUGUCAUCGUUAAGAAAUCAUAGUGCACUACUUUGAAGUUUCUUACAUGAAGUGUCUUAAUUGCUUGAUAGAACGUAUUCAUGAAAUAGCACACAGAUCCACAGUUAUACUUCCUAAAAUACAGCGCAGACUUUCCAUGUUCACAGCUAGGCUGUGGUGAAGUAGUCGUCAUUAGUGUGUGAGUUUUCAGCGCUUCCCCAGCCUGCGAAGACGGACCGGCGCCCUCGGUCACCACGGAGUCUGUGGGUGCAUCUGGGGAGGGAGCAGCUUGUUUUCAAAGCCAGCGGCUCGUUCAUUCACCCGCCAGGGUGACCUCACGUUGACAGAAGCCCUGAGCUGGCGCCCGGCUGCCUUUGGCCCAACGCAGAGGCCGCCGCGGGGCCAGAGGCCGCUGUGCUGACUGUAAGUAACGCGGGGUCUCCUCGCCGUCCGCGGGACUGACCUCAGCACCCGGAGGUCGUUACGCAGUUUUUAGUUCGCAGUAUUGUUUUCUGUUUAGAUUCCUGACGGCGUGUUGUACACCCCCGUGUCCCAGAGCUCCCGGGGGGUGCGGCUCCGUGGCAGCGUGCAAGCCGAGCGUGCCUGUGAGCAGCACGCUCGGACGCAGAGAGUUUUCUGUCGGUUAAGCUGUAUGACACAAGUGACUUCCUUAGCCGUCAGAACAUCCUGAACUCGUGUGAGGACAGUGGGGGAACCGAGCAGUGAUUGAAACUGGAGAUCUUCCCAGAAAGCGCCUCUCGGACUCGUGGGCAGCCCAUGUGACCAAACACACCGAAGUGCCUGUGGCGGACGCCGGCUGUGCCCUGGCGGCCUUGUGCCAGCGGCAGGGCUCGCGCUGGGUCCAACACACACUAACCGUAGGCUUGUUUGUAAUGGAGUCUGAGGCCUCGCAGCACAGGUCACGUGAUCGUAAAGACCAGUGUAAUCUCACUGCUUCCUACUUAAUGAAACUUCACUGUAAAGCUUCGUCACAAGCCGUUUCCAGCAGUGUGUCCGGGAGGGAGUUUAUGAAUAUGUUGGUGCACACACGAACAUAAUGCAUACGAAACAUUUAGGCAGCAAGAUAAAAGCAGUUAAUUACUUAAUAAAUCUCGUUGCCUGUCCAUGGUAUUAGAUUUAUUGAAAAUUACUAUUUUUUUUUUUUUAAUUCAGUCUGUUGAAGGGGCUCUGGCAUAAUCUGUAAAAAGUGAAUGACCACUGACUGGAAUUAAUCACACCAGUAAUUUCUCCCAACAUUCUAAACAGCUGUUUUGCAGCCAUGUGCUCACCUUUUGGUAUCACUGACCUUAUGGAACGCUUUAAGCGAUCAGGCAGCAUAAAUGCCAGGAGGAGCAUAAAGCCGCCAGCCGCUUGACCCUGCGUUUGCGGCAGGGACAGAGGAGCCUGGGGGCCCUGGCGGUGGGCCGCCUUCUCUUGAAAGGGAAAGAAAGGGAGGACUCUGAAGACAGGAGACAAAAAAUGUUUUCAGGUGUGAUUCUGUCCUUUUUUGGCAAAUUGAGUGGUCAGUGGAGAGGACUGGGAAUUCCACUCAAGGCCAGACUCCGCACUCCAGGGUCCCCAGAUCUGCACCCCAGCUUCUUCAUGAUUGAUUCACCUAGGAAAAGGGAAUGUUAGCUUUUCUGUGUUGAGCCAAACCAGUGGGAGGAAAAUUACAUGGAUUUGAGUUCUGGGUGUCCACGUGGGUUGCUUCUCUUGUGCCUUAGCGUGCGGAAGUGUGCCGCUGCUGUUCCAAGUUGCAGGUCCCUGCUGUCCCCCCGCACGGCUCUUCUGUGCCGCGAGGAUUCGUCCCACACAUGGUCUCAUCGGGAGGCCAGCCCUUCAGGAGCUGAGGCUCGGUGUGGACCAGUGUAUAUGCACAUUUAUACCCUGGCUGUCCCCCACUGCAAGCGGAAACAGCAGGUUUUUAUUUACUACUACUACUAUUAUUAUUAUUAUUAUUAUUAUUAUAGAAUGUCCUUUUUGAUCAACUAAUUUUACAUGACAGUGCAUGUAUUUAUUCAAUAAACUUUUAUGUUAGCUCA
Messenger RNA from Suricata suricatta (meerkat), 5368 nucleotides. It is a transcript of the gene ESYT2, whose product is annotated as extended synaptotagmin 2. NCBI's taxonomy places the organism in Eukaryota, Metazoa, Chordata, Mammalia, Carnivora, Herpestidae. The record is from RefSeq and is a predicted model, not a curated record. Gene Ontology annotation, biological process: lipid transport. Gene Ontology annotation, molecular function: lipid binding. The coding region runs from base 1 to 2664 and encodes 887 amino acids. The transcript is spliced from 24 exons.